UUCGGCCGCGGGCCAUGGGGCAGAUCGAGUGGGCCAUGUGGGCGAACGAGCAGGCGCUCGCCGCCGGGCUCAUUCUGCUGACGGGCGGGGUCGUGGCCGUGGCGGGGCAGUUCCAGGGCUGGUACUUCGCGGCCUAUUCCAUCGCGGCAGGGCUCCUGGUGUGCCUGCUCGAGUACCCCCGGAGCAAGCGCCAAAAGGGCUCCACCAUGGAGAGGUGCGGCCAGAAGUACCUGACAGCCGUGGUGAAGCUGCUGGGGCCCCUCACCAGGAAUUAUUACAUCCGAGCCAUCCUCCACGCCGCCCUGGCUGUCCCUGCCGGAUUCCUCCUCUCCACCAUCCUGGGCACCGUCUGCCUGGGCAUCGCCAGCGGCAUCUACCUGCUGGCUGCAGUGCGAGGGGAGGAGUGGAGACCCAUCGAGCAGAAGCCCCGGGAGCGGCCCCAAGUGGGGGGCACCAUCAAGCAGCCCCCCAGCAACCCCCCGCCCCGGCCGCCCCCCGACGCCCGCAAGAAGCAGCCGGAGGUGGGGGGGCAGGUGAACCCCAUCCCUGUGGAGGUGGAAUAAUGGGGGAUCCUCCUGCCCCCCUGCUCCUGGGGAUCCCCAAAGCCCCGGGGCUGCUGAGCUCCUGCUGGGGGUCCCCUGCUCCUGGUGAUGCUCAGAUCCCUGGGAUCAUCAGUUCCCCCUGAGCACCCCAAAUCCCCAAAUCUGGGGUGCCCAGCUCCUGGUUAUCUCCAGAUCCCCAGCAAUGCUCAGCUCCUUGUAGGAUCUGUCUCCCUGUAGGAUCUCCAUCUCCUGCAGAUCCCCAAAUCCCUUAAGAAGCUCAGCUCCCAAAUUCCCAGCGAUGUGAUGCUCCUUGUGGGGUUUCCAGCCCUCAGGAGCUUCCCAGUUUCUGGAGAUUCCCAAAUCCCUGGGCCUGCCCAACUCCCUGUGGGGUCUCCAGCUCCCAGGAACUCCCCAGCUCCUGCACCUCCCCAAAUCCCCAAGAAUCUUCAGCUUCCUGUGGGGUCUGCAGCCCCCAAGGCCUUCCCAGUUCCUAAGGAUCCCCCAAAUCCCUGUGAGUCUGCAGUUCCUGGGAAACCCCGGAUCCCUGGGCAUGCUUAGCUCCCUGAGGGUCCCAACUCCCCAAGCACCCCCCAGUUCCCUGGGGGAUCCCCAAAUCCCCGUGGAACUCCAGCUCACAGGGAAUCCCCAGCUCCCGGGGGGAUCAGGCAGCUCUCCCUGGUUUUUGUCAUUUCUGCAGUUGCUGUUGCAAUAAAAAGUGGGAAAGGCA
Molecule: messenger RNA, 1269 nt
Organism: Lonchura striata (white-rumped munia)
Lineage: Eukaryota; Metazoa; Chordata; Aves; Passeriformes; Estrildidae
Gene: CYBA
Product: cytochrome b-245 alpha chain
Molecular function (GO): heme binding
Source: RefSeq, a predicted model, not a curated record